GUGUGUAAAGACGGGCAGAGAAUCAGACGAGUGCUCUGCGCUCUUCUGCAUCCUCCCUCUCCAUCAUCUCUCCUCCUUUCCUUGCCCUGCUCCUUUACAAGACUCCUGGCUCUCCCAUCCUGACUCUCCCCCACUGACUGAUUAGCAGACAGGGAGCAGCCCCUCUUCCUCUUCUUUUGUCGGAGUUUGAAUCACAUUUUCAACCCUCUGGAAGUAGCGUCUGUUAAGCUGUCUGGACUCUGCAGGUUUCGUCUACCCGUUUCCAGCGGAUCGUCGAGGGGACCUCGCGCGGAGUCACAAGGACUGGAAAUUAUUUAGCCCUCUCACAUCAACGUGCCGCAUGGUGGGAAUUUCUGCCUCUUUUCAGUAUCGCACUGGGAAGCACUCCACCAUGCCCGACUCACCUGCGGACGUCAAGACACAGUCCAGGUUGACCCCCCCUACCAUGCCACCCCCACCCAGUACUCAGGGAGCACCCCGUAACAGCUCCUACACCCCAACCACAUUAACCAAUGGCAGUAGCCACUCUCCUACGGCGCUCAACGGCGCCCCAUCCCCCCCAAACGGCUACAGCAACGGUCCCAGCUCCUCCUCGUCAUCUUCGCUGGCCAAUCAGCAGCUGCCGCCGGCUUGCGGCGCCCGACAGCUCAGCAAGCUGAAGCGCUUCCUCACAACUCUGCAGCAGUUUGGAAACGACAUCUCACCUGAAAUAGGCGAGCGAGUCCGCACAUUAGUGCUUGGACUAGUGAAUUCCACGCUAACCAUCGAGGAAUUUCACUCCAAGCUCCAAGAAGCCACCAACUUCCCCCUGCGACCGUUCGUCAUCCCCUUUCUGAAGGCCAACCUGCCACUCCUUCAGAGGGAGCUGCUGCACUGUGCCCGGCUGGCCAAGCAGAACCCGGCUCAGUACCUUGCCCAGCAUGAGCAGCUGCUCCUCGACACCAGUACCACCUCUCCCGUUGACUCCUCCGAACUCCUGCUGGACGUCAAUGAGAACGGCAAGAGAAGGACACCAGACAGAACCAAAGAGAAUGGCUUCGAGCGAGACGGUUCCCUCCACCCAGAUGUUCACCCAAACAAGCGACCUUGCACCAUAAGCCCCGCCCAGCGCUUCAGCCCCUCCAAUGGGAUCUCCUACCAACCCAAUGGCCUGCCCCAUCCGGGCCCCCUCCCUCCUCAGCACUACAGGCUGGACGACAUGGCAAUCGCCCAUCACUACCCGCGACACCUACAGACACCCGCCUCCAACCAUCGGGAGAUCCGGGAGAGAGCCAGGCUAGGUAUGCAUACUGGGACCAGGCAGGAGGAAGUGAUUGACCACAGGCUGACAGACAGAGAGUGGGCGGAGGAGUGGAAGCACCUUGACCAUCUGUUGAACUGCAUCAUGGACAUGGUGGAGAAAACAAGGCGCUCACUGACAGUACUGCGGCGGUGUCAGGAGGCAGACCGGGAGGAGCUCAACUACUGGAUCCGACGAUACAGCGAUGCUGAAGAGCUGAAAAAGGGGGGCGCCAGCGGGCAGUCAAGGCAGCAGAGCCCAGCAGCACAGGAAAACGCAACUCCAGAAAUUCACAGGGAGCUGCUGCACCGGCCUGUGUCUGGCUACGUCCCUGAAGAGAUCUGGAAAAAAGCUGAAGAGGCAGUGAAUGAGGUGAAGCGUCAAGCCAUGUCAGAGCUACAGAAGGCUGUGACAGAGGCAGAGCGCAAGGCUCACGAGAUGAUCAGCACAGAGCGUGCUAAGAUGGAGCGUACGGUAGCGGAGGCCAAGAGGCAGGCGGCUGAGGACGCUCUCUCCAUAAUUAAUCAACAAGAAGACUCCAGCGAGAGCUGCUGGAACUGUGGCCGCAAAGCUAGUGAGACCUGCAGUGGCUGCAACACGGCGCGCUACUGUGGCUCUUUUUGCCAGCAUAAGGACUGGGAGAAGCACCACCACGUCUGCGGUCAGACCCUCCAGGCCCAGCAGCAGUCAGAAACCCCUGCCCCCAUCAGCUCCUCUGCCUGCACCCCAAGCAGCGGGACUGGGAGUCCGGCUGCUACCCCGCCUGCUGCUACGCCUCGCUCCUCCACCCCCAGCACCCCUUCCUCCUCUGCCCUGGAUGGCUCAACGCGCUAAGAGACUCACACAGCGGAAGGAGGAUAAUGCCUCUGGGCUUAACAACCAGCCCCCAACCCCACUAACAGCAUGACUGUCUACAUUGCCUUGCAAAGAUGCUAAGCUAACAUGGCUAACAGGAAAAGACGGCAAUGCUUGUGUCUAUCUUGCAGCGUAGUCAUUGAAGGAAGAGGAGGAGGUCCAUAAUCAGGUCAUAUUGACUUGCCAUGACUUUAAAGAAACACAAAGAUAUUCUUUGUUUUGAAUGAAUGAAUUUAAAUAUUGACAUCCUUUUAUCGCUACACUUGCUAUUCUUGUGUCCGUUUUUCGUCGUGACUGUUGUUGUUAAUGUGUUGUCAUUGUAGCUUAUCUUAUUUUUCACUGUAAAUAUCAAGAGACUGAGCAGAGGUAGACAUGAACUGAAGACAAGUAUCUGACCUCCCCUUUUUAAAAUGUUUUUUUGUUUCCAUCCUUGAAAUAGUGCUAAUUUCCUUCCUGUACCAGAAACAUGAGACUUGGCAACCUCACUUUACCAAACAGCAUACCAAGGGAUCAAAUCUAGCUAGGAGAGCGGCCUAAAGUCAUCAAUACUCUAAGGAAAGACACAUUUUGAUACGCUGAAAGACACGCCAACGGAUGGAUGGAUAAACAAGUUUGCUGCCUGGAGAGUGGACAGGGAUGGACUGAAUCUCUGGCCCACAGACCGCCAUCAAACGGGCAGAUGUGCAGCAGAUUGCAAACGGAGCCAGCUGUUCAGCCAAUGCUAUUUCCCUCUCACUUGUAAUAAUAUCCAGGUCAGUGGGCUGGGAAAUACAAAUCCGUCUCCCUGAAGGAUGUAAAAGAAGAAUUCUUGGACGAGAUACAAAACUUUGCCCACUGCACAUGUGGAGAAUGUACUGACUACAAUUCGCAGGUGAAUACUUGGUGGGUCUACAGAUGCUCUCAAACAGGACGUGAAGUCGUCAUCACAUCGGUGAGACUGUCAAAUCAGCAUGACAACAGCUCUGCGACUAAAUUGAACAUUAUCAUUAUUCUUCAUGCUCUUAUUCUUUUUCUGUAGAUGUCAUGGUGUUAAAGACUUCUGUCCUGUGGUGUCACCAAUGGUUAUUUAUGUAUAUGUGUUGGACAAUUGUGACAAUGCAUAGUACUUUAACCUGUCACAACUCCAAGUCCAUCAUAACUCUCUCUCUCUCUCUUUCUCUAGCUGGUUGCAAAAAGAGAAAAAAAGAAGUGUUAUCUUUUUACCAAGCUGCUUUUCUAUUCUGUGUAUGUGGUAGAUCCCUUGUAGUUCUUUCAGUUUGACUUCCCUUCAUCAUCAAGAAAAGACACAAGCUAUAUCUCAGAGCUGCUACUCGAGUCCGACCCAGAUCUUUUCUGAGAGCUAGCAUGUUGCGCGGAAUGCUAACCCUAAAUGUUUCGUACAAGGGUCAUACAUAAAUGUAUUUGCACUGUCACAGACGUUUCGGCAUGCUUCUUUUCAGCAUUCUUGUGUUGUCAGUAUAGAGCCAUGAUUCAUCAACCAUUUUGUAUGUAGUGAUAGCAUCUGGUUUUACAUUAUUUGGGAUGGGGGAAGUUGGAAAAUGUAAUCACCAAACCCAUACUUUUUUUUGUUUUCUUCUCAACAUGUUAACAGCAGCCAUAACAUGAUUUUAAAUAGUUACAGACAGUGCAUGCACAUUACUGAAAAUUUGUUACAUAUCUGUUAUUUUUAGAAAAAGUUAAAAACAACCAAAAAAAGGGAAAAAACUACAAAAAAAAUAUUCUAACAAACUAACUUUCCAAAUGCAGAGGUGCAGACUCCAAUUGACAGCUUAACACUGCAAAGCACCAGGUAACACACAGUAUUAACACAAGAGAUAAACAAAAAAUACACCAAAAACAGCCAAAGACUGACACCAAGGACCAAAAUCCUGAUUUUAAACUAUUUUCAAAAGAGGUUUGUCCACAUUUAGUUGUUUAUGUAUUUAUGCUGGUUUUCUUCACACAUACAUGGAGCAAAUCCAUUUUCAGUGUCAUACAAAAGUCAUUUUACAUUGUUUUUAUUCUACUGGAUCAAAUGGCACUCAUCUUACAUUGUGAAAUAAGGUGUGAUAAAAACAUAACGACCAUUUCACUGCAGUGCUACAUUUUAACUGGAGCAAUAAUAUUGUGACAUUAACGCUAAUGACUUCUCAUACCAUUUGAAGACGAUUUCUGAAACAUUUUUGUGAGUAUAUUUUUCAUUACGCAAAGGUCAGAUUUAGUGCUGAUUUGAGCUUCAAGUUGUUAAGUUCUUCAUUUUUUUAAGAGAUGAAUGGUAGACGGAGCUUUCACACCAAUUGGUGUGCAGUUUCUUUUUUAUAUUUGGUAAAUCCAUGUAAGUCAUUACUUCUGUUGGAAUAGAUAAUCAUGUGCAGCUUUUUUGUAAGCCUUCAUCUUCACUCAAGCAAACCUCUCAUUCACAGUAAAGGAGCACUUACCCUGACGCACACAAAGGCUCUUCACCCCAAACACCUUGGUGCUACACAGACGCGCGUUACAAAUUCUGACCUCAAGGAUCAUGUGCAGGCCCACCAAGGUUCUGGGCUGUUUGCUCCCUCUGUACUUCCUCAUCUCUCCCUUUCUUGUCUAAAUAAAAAAAAACACAUCUGCAUUCUUGACUAAAGGGUUAAACAAUCCAAAAAGGUGUCUGACACCCGACUAGCAACUCCUCAGAAGCUGUGAAGAAACAGCCAAGCUGUUUUAACACUAGUGUAUUUGAAAGUAUACAACAAUUACAUGUGUGUUCAUCAAUAUAAGGGCGAAACCUGGAUUUAAAAAAUAAAACAUUAAAAAAACUACGACAAACAUUAUCGCUCAAUCCACCACAUUCAUGGUUUGGCCACUAUCCUCUGAUGUUACGAUCAAGGUGAGAAGCUUAAGUAAUGUAACGUUGUAUUAAUGUGUUUGAGGUAUUUUAGAGGUAUGGGAAAAAAGAAUCUGACAAAUCUGUUUAAUUUCACUGCUUCUUGAUUGACUAACAUCUAAAAAGACAUACUUUUGAGAGACAGUUGGUUGUAUUUCAAGUCAGACACCAUAUUUGAGAACUCACACAAUUAGACAAAAGCUUACAUCAGCAUUCACACACUUCUAAGCUAACUGAAAGUUUUGGGAGAUAAAACAGGGAAAGCCUGAUAUCCAUAAUGUUAGCAAGCUAAAGCUAAUUUAAGUUAGCAAGUGGCUGUAUGCAAGGUGACAAGUGCUGAGUCACAACAGCAAGUGAUAGCUUUCUACCAAUUCCUAACCACUGUCAAUUAGCUAACAUUCACUUUAGCUAGGAAAUUGCAUCUUUUCUAUUGUACUCUGUAACACUACCAUAUGUAAGCUAGUUUGAUUAUAUGGUUAGUUGUUGUGUAAUAAGUUGCCUAACUAUAACUAUAUAACUAUAACUAACUAUAAAUAUGGCCUGAUGUCCCUCCAGGUUUUAGCUUUUUAUUGUCCCUGAUUAAUCAAAAAGCAGUAAAAUGGAAAUAAUUUGUCAGACUUGUACGUUAAUAUGACUUGCAAAACUGUAGCACAGCAGCAGAACAUUAAAAGAGGAUGUUACCAGGAGCGUAACAUCAGAGGAAAAUGGCCGCCUUGUGAAUGUGGUGAAUGAUUUUUUGAGAAGCUCUAUUUUUCUUUCUUCCCUCCUCUAUGUGUGUUUUGCUACAAAUUCCUCGGUGGCAAACAAGUCUCACUCUACCUCUUACAGCACGAUAAGAGCAUCAGUCGCGGCGCUGAUACUGGUCUAGUAUAAACCAAAUGGGCACAAGAGAACAGGAAAAUAAAAAUCCCAAAGUCGAAGCUCAUACAGCUGCAAAACCAUAUCACUACUUGGUAACAAUGCAGACCUCAUAAAUAAAUGAAACAUAAAUGAAUAGAAAUGAGAAAAAAAAACUUUUGUUAUGUUCCUUUAUGCCUGUAGCGUUUGUAGAGUACAUCAAGAGUUUGAAUUGUUUGAACAGAUUUUAAAAAAUUGUGCUAAUUUUAAAGAAAAGUGUUGUCGAUUCCUACAUCGCGAUACAAACUAAGGUCACAGAUAAGAAAUGUUGUGUCUCUCCUCUUUCCCCUCCUCCUUUUUUCCCUCUUCUCUGUUGUAAAGACAAGCAGAGGUGCUUGUCUCUUGUCAGCUAGGGUAUAUUCAGAAAGGGGGGAAACUCAAGGCAGAGCUUGUAAAUUUAAAAAAAGGCUAUGGAUCUAGGCAUGCCUGUUCUUUUUAUAAUGGGGGAAGUUUUAUUUAAAUUUCCUUCUUAUCAAAGGCCGUAGCAUUAACCUUGGGGGAGUGAGUUAUACUUCAGGGGUGGGAGGGCUUCUUUUUUGUGUUCUCUUGAGAAAAUUUAUUGUGAAAAAAAGAGCUCAAAUGAUUUGAAAUUGUUGUGCAAUACUUAAUUGAGACAUGAAAACCACAGGUUAGUGGUAGGCUGACACUGGGCGGUCUGUCCAUCGCCUAGGGUCAGUGUCCUCUAGAGAGCUUUCCAGUCUACUAUGUCAGAACUGUGGUUUCUUGUUGAUUUUUUUUCUUUUUGUUUCUUUUUUAUUCUUUUUUUGGGCUGUAAACUAUGGUCUGUCAGUCUGUGAAACUUUGCAGUAUAAUUCUGGUAUUGUUGUUCUCUUAACGGUGUAAUAAAUAUGUUAAUACCUGC
This is a messenger RNA of Notolabrus celidotus (New Zealand spotty), 6735 nucleotides long. RefSeq names its product RUNX1 partner transcriptional co-repressor 1 (gene runx1t1). The record is from RefSeq and is a predicted model, not a curated record. The transcript has 12 exons. Gene Ontology annotation, molecular function: transcription corepressor activity. Gene Ontology annotation, cellular component: nucleus. NCBI's taxonomy places the organism in Eukaryota, Metazoa, Chordata, Actinopteri, Labriformes, Labridae. Bases 341 to 2113 code for a protein of 590 amino acids. Gene Ontology annotation, biological process: negative regulation of DNA-templated transcription; DNA-templated transcription.